Messenger RNA from Prosopis cineraria, 2231 nucleotides. RefSeq lists its product as uncharacterized. The transcript has 11 exons. The record is from RefSeq and is a predicted model, not a curated record. Gene Ontology annotation, cellular component: endomembrane system; membrane. NCBI's taxonomy places the organism in Eukaryota, Viridiplantae, Streptophyta, Magnoliopsida, Fabales, Fabaceae. The coding region runs from base 181 to 1944 and encodes 587 amino acids.
GUUUUUCAAUUUUUAUAUUUCUCUUAUUCUCCAAAAUAUCUCUGCAAAUUCCGCCUUUCCCUUCCCUUGAGCUUGGGGCAUAUAUUAUUUCGAUACUUCGAUUCCACCACCCGCUACUUCCACUCUUUCUCUUUCUCUGUACCUCGGCCACCGCAGCGGAGAGGGAUCAACUCUCCGACGAUGGCGCCGCCGACGACCGCUGCAGUAGAAGGAGGCCAACGGCCCCAGGGGAGACAGCAACAACAAGGUGGCUUCGGCCAAACUAUCACCGGAAUUAUUCGGAUGGCGGUCUUUUGGUAUUUCGCUUCCAAAUUCUUCUCUCCCAAGAGACCCACCGAACCUACUGCUCUCAUGUCUAAUCUCUUUCAGAAAGGCGAACCGUUGGAUAUGUGGUUAUAUCUCUCAGAGCACGAGAAGUUCAAUGACUUUGGUAGUGAAAGUGCUCUUGUGUGGCAUGAAACCAAUAUACCAUAUGCUGUUUGGGGACCUGAGAGUACCCGAUCUCUUUCUUUGAAGUAUCGCCCGUCUGAGGCUCUGAAGCACAAUGGGAGCCUAUAUGCUCAUGUUUUCUUUGCACAUUCUGGAUAUUCACCGGACCCAAAUGACCCAGAAUACCAGCCUCAAGCAGCAUUUGGAAGGACAUAUGCUGUUGUGACAUACUUGCCAAAGUCAAAAGCAGAUAAAAGAAGGAGCCUCUUGGGGGAUUCAGAAGAUUCUAAUGAGGGUCAAAUGGCAUCUGAGGUUGAUGACACCCAAGAUAAUUUAAAGGACAAUGGCCCUGUGGAGUGGGUUUCUUAUUGGAGACCAAAUAUUACAAUAAACUUGGUUGAUGACUUCACACGGUACCCAAAAAAGGGUGUCCCACCAAAUAUUGCUCCACACUUGAACAUUGAUCCUAUCUCAGAGAACUACUAUCCAAUUGUUUUUUUCAAUGAAUUCUGGUUACUGAGGGAUAAGUUGAUACCUAUAAAUGAGACGGUAACCGAGUUACCUCUUCAUAUGGAGGUAGGCCCCAUUAGCAUGACAAAAUGGCAAUUAUUCCUGCAGAUUGAUCAGUCCUUUCAGAUUCACCGUAGUUAUGGAAGCAUGCUUGAAGGAGAGGGUGAUGAGCUGAAGAGGGUAUUCUUGGAAGGAAAUCCUUACCUCCUGGCGGUUACCAUGGUUGUUUCUCUGCUUCAUUCAGUUUUUGACUUUUUGGCUUUCAAGAAUGAUAUCCAAUUUUGGAACAAAAAUAAGUCUAUGGAAGGACUCUCUGCAAAAUCUGUUGUCGUUAGCUUUAUUUCUCAGCUUAUUGUAUUCCUUUAUCUGCUUGACAAUGACACUUCGUGGAUGAUACUUGCAAGUUCUGGCAUUGGCUGCAUAAUUGAGUUCUGGAAAAUUGGAAAAGCCAUGCAUAUUGAGCUUGAUAGGACGGGGAGGAUACCAAUGUUGAAGUUCCGAGAUCGAGAAUCAUAUGUACGGAAUAAGACAAAAGAAUAUGAUGACAUUGCAAUGAAGUAUUUGUCCUAUGUUUUGUUUUUCCUUGCUGCAUGCUUCUCUGUUUACUCAUUGAAGUACGAACGCCACAAGAGCUGGUAUUCUUGGAUUCUGUCUUCACUCACAAGCUGUGUAUACAUGUUUGGUUUUAUCAUGAUGUGCCCUCAAUUGUUCAUCAACUACAAGCUUAAAUCUGUUGCUCAUCUUCCUUGGAGGCAGAUGACUUACAAGUUUCUCAACACAAUCAUUGAUGAUCUUUUUGCUUUUGUCAUUAAGAUGCCAGCAUUACAUCGGCUAUCUGUUUUCCGCGAUGAUGUUAUAUUUCUCAUAUAUUUAUAUCAAAGGUGGAUUUAUCCGGUGGACAAGAAGCGUGUUAAUGAGUUUGGUUUUGGUGGUGAAGAUGAUCAGCCCGCAGAUGCUGCCGCAGCUGUAGAUCCUGCUAAGGAGGAGGAGAAGAAAACUAACUGAGAAAGGUUUCUAUGUUAGAAAAUUUCACAGUAAACUCGGUAGAAUGUAAUGGUGAAUUAGUUAGUUUUUGUCCUCCUCUUUUUAUUUUAUUUUUGUUUACUGUUUUGCUUUUACUGUAAGGCUUUUAGUCCGGUCUUGACUUCCAAGUAUUUGCUAGCACAGAAGGAUAGAGUAUAUUUGAUUUGGGUCUUGAUUUCAGUUUUCGUGUUCUUCCAGUAAAGGCCCUCAACAAUGAUCUGUAUGCUUAGUCAUUUUUAUUAUUUAAGAAUUAUGAAUUGUUUUAUACA